This is a messenger RNA of Aspergillus ibericus CBS 121593, 689 nucleotides long. RefSeq lists its product as uncharacterized. The transcript is spliced from 2 exons. Bases 320 to 556 code for a protein of 78 amino acids. NCBI's taxonomy places the organism in Eukaryota, Fungi, Ascomycota, Eurotiomycetes, Eurotiales, Aspergillaceae. The record is from RefSeq and is a predicted model, not a curated record.
GGGAAAUCGGGCGAGAGGUGGUGAAGAACAAGAGUGAAUAUUAUUUUUGAGGAUGACCUGUUUGAUUACUGGUCUCGGUCUAGAGACAUCUAUCCAGCUCGUGUACCUAGGUAUCUACCUCCAUAGUCCAGAAAGAUUAUUAUAGAUCGGGGUGCGGUGGUCAUUUUGAUGGGGUCCCAUAAGCCAUUGCUUCCGGGCGCCAAGCCCAUCCCCAUUUGUGUGCGAAUUUCCCCCUAACAACCAAACAGGGCAAGGUGGGAAGCUCGAACGAAAGAACGGGACUCGCCCAGCGGCCAGCAUCACGGACAUAUGGGAAUCGAUGGAUUCUGCAGAGAGGCUGGCAGCUGGCGGUCGCCGCAGGAGGCGCCCUAGGGGCACCUGGGAGCUGAAGCUGGUUACCAUGCUGGCCAGCGCGUUGCUCGGUACAUCACGGGAUCGUCGGCAAAACCGCCCCGGAAAGGCUAAGCCGGACACAUUCGCCCGUGUCCACCUCAACCUCAACCUCUUCCCUUCCUUUCCCUCUUUCUUCCCUCUCCCCAUCCUCUCGUCCUUUUGACCUCUAUACCCCGUUUCGCUCUUCAACACCAUCAAGAUGUUCAAGAGCGGUCUUGCCCGGACCUUCGGGAGGGCUGCUUUUGCUCGACCUACCUCCGUCGCCCGUCGCGCUUUCCAGCCCAAGACCAAUGGCC